UGCAUAAUCAUACCACGUAACUUUCAGUUGCAUUUGCACGUAUUUUGGUGAAAUGUGUUUAUUAUUGAAUUUUUCCUUUAUAUCAGUGCAUAUUUUCAUCAGUUUAUUAAUUCUAGAACAUGUUUGUGUUAGUUUAGAGAUUCCUGUUAAUUAUUGGCCCGUACAAAAUAGGGAACUAACUACCACGCGUCGUACUAGAGGAAAACUGAGAAACAUGCAUCAACGUCACCUCGGUUCUACCUUAAUGACCCACUGCGCCAAAGACGGAGUUUGCAUCAGCAGCAGUGCCUGUGACUGGGACCACAUAGUGCAGGAUGACAAAGACUGCUUAAAUGAACACAAGGACGUCGUAUGUUGCUCUGCAGCCAACGUGCAAAUACAAUCCAACGUCUUCACGGGUUACGAUUGGUUAUAAUAAGCAUAGUAUAAAAUAAAAAUACAAAAACACUUAUUUAUAACUAAAAUUUAAUAAAAUAUAUCGAUAUA
This is a messenger RNA of Spodoptera frugiperda (fall armyworm), 486 nucleotides long. RefSeq lists its product as uncharacterized. The record is from RefSeq and is a predicted model, not a curated record. Lineage: Eukaryota; Metazoa; Arthropoda; Insecta; Lepidoptera; Noctuidae. The transcript has 3 exons. Bases 53 to 415 code for a protein of 120 amino acids.